GCUUGGUGUUAAAAUUCCUUCUGUUUACAUGGUUAAGAAUUUCUACCUCCAUGACAUGGUUUAGACAACGUGCCCUGGACACAGACACAUCUGGACAACCGCUAUGGAGGUUGUUGAUAGAAAUGCAGCAAUGUUGAGUAACUAUGAGGUGUACUCACUUCUGACAGAGCUUCAGUCACAGACUUCAUCCAAUCGGAAGAAGCCAAGUAAGACACAACAAAAUCUGGCAACCAUUUCAUAUGAGACAUCCAAGUAUCUGGAGAACUCGCCAUGUAAACUUCAGAACCCCGACUGCAUCAGGGAAUUCAUGAAGGCAGUGGAAACAUUCAACAUAACAAAGUCUGCCCCAGCGCCUCCGAGGACAGUUACUCGUGCUCCAGCCCCAGUGAGCCGAGCGCCAGCACCCGUUCAACAACAGCAGCGGGCACCAGUCGCUGCACAGCCCCAGCAGAGUGGUAUGGCGCCCUCUAGAGGCCCAGGCUUGUUUGGCCAGAUGGCCGCUACAGCCGGUGGUGUGGCAAUCGGAUCUGCCGUGGGUCACACAAUUGGAGCAGCCAUGACGGGCGGCAGCAGCGAAAGACAGCAACCUGCAGAUGUCACAUACCAAGAGCAGCAGCCAUACCAGCAGCAGCAGCAGUCGGACCAGAUGCAGGGUGGUGCCUGCCGCUAUGAACUGCAGCAGUUCUUAAAUUGUGCCCAGAGCCAGCAUGAUAUAUCACUGUGUGAAGGAUUCAACGACGCGCUUAAGCAGUGCAAGGUGUCGUAUGGUGUGCAAUAAGAACUACAACGUCAUUGCUUGGAGGACUAGCAGACUGCACGUCGAAAGUUUUAAAGUUUUCAGAUAAGUUUACUGAUUUUUAUGAGAUGUUUUGAAUGACAUUGUUUGACCUUUCCAGUAUUUAAAACUGUAACAGCAUUGGUUAUGGGGGAAGAUUGUAUUUUCAUUUGGGCCUGUUUGUGCGGCAUGGACCUCAACAGCUGUUUAUGUACACUAAGUGUGUGUGUUUUUUUGUGCCCGAAACCAAAAUUUUCACAAACUAUGGGACGUGACCCCAAAAUUGGUCGUGAACAAAAUUCAGGUGGAUCACCAGACAUUGUCAGAAUUAAAAACAGAUUGCUGCAUUAAAUAAUUUACGCCUAUUAAGAUUAGCUUGUAUGACAUAACAUCAGGCCUCAAAUUACAUGGCCUCUGUUGCCCCUGGUCUUGGCCUUGGUGCCCGUAGACUUUCAAAUUUUCCCAUAGAAAAUUUAGUCCGAGUGAUCGGGUUGGCGAACAGUUAUCUUUCGCCGCCUUCCAUCUCUAGGACCCAGGUUCGAAUCACUCUGGGGGCACUACGAGUGAUUGUUUUUCAGUCCCUAGUUUGCUGCCUGGCUUUUUCCUGAAAUAAUUCUCUGAGGGUUUUCCUCUCUUCCUUCCUUCUCUUCUCUCAAUUGGGUUCUUGGAUAGUACAGUGGUUAGGUUUGCUUUUCCUAGAGUCCUUCACAACCAAAAUAAAUGAAAUGAAAUUAAAUGAAAUUGAGUGGCCGACCUAAACGUUAGUAGACCACUACCCUAAACCAAUGCUGUACCAACCUCUCCGAAUAACAUCAGGAUAUUUUUAAGGCUAAUUUCCCUCUUCAAAUGAUUCAGUACGAAUUGUUAUAUAUUUUCAAAGUGUGUGAGUGAAUAUAAGUAUAAAUUAAUCCAUUUCAAAAAUUAAUAUUCAUAAAAAAAAUUCCUGUUACUGGGUUGGAAAAUAAGGGAAUAUUUCUGAUACCACCAGAAGCACAACACAAAAAUGGUUUUAAUGGGCACUGAAAAAAAAUAGAUGCAGAACUCGAGACUCUGUUGAUUGUUGUUUUUUUAUUAUCUAAAAAUAACACACAAGGGAAAUAGACUAAAAAAGGGUAAUUAUCAACAUGAGGGUAUCCGGGGUCUCGGGUUCAAAUCCAGCUCCAAGUCAAUUUGGGCCCUAUUUUAUAAAGCUGCUUUUAAAGCACAAUAGCUAAGCACAACAAAACUAUGCUUACCAGAAUAAGGUUACCAGCCAACGUAGCAUGUCGCAUGUACAAUCUGUGACUGAUAUCCCGCCUUAUUUUUGCUCAGCAGAAAGUUGCUUAGAUAAUUCUCUGCUGAAGCAGAAAGUCGCUAAGCAUAAUUCUCUGCUUAAGCAGAAAGUCGCUAAGCAUAAUUCUCUGCUUUUAUAAGCAGAAAGUCGCUAAGCAUAAUUCUCUGCUUAAGCAGCUUUAUGAAAUUGGGCCCAAAUUUGAUUGAGGGACUGUCUCUAUGCACAUCUGAGCAAACACCUCCUUUUUACGCUUGGCUCUCGUUAGUAUUUCCUGGAUCGGUUUUCAUUUGGAGGGUUUAUCUUUGCUGAUCAGCGGCCAGUAAGGAUGUUUUCAAAAGGGAAAUACUACCCUGGAAAGAAAACGAUCGAAUGAACUUAUCCAACUGUGGACUGUAGGAUAUGUUGUGGUAAACUAUUAAUCAACCUGAUCUUGGUUGCGUGAGAAUGAGGUUUGAAGAGGUGCUUCCCCCUGGAAGAGAAAGAGGAUCAUUGUAAUAACCAAUUCUUAUAAAGCACAUUUCACAAUAACUGUAUCAAUGAGCUUUACAUUAGUGCCCUGGUCAU
Molecule: messenger RNA, 2612 nt
Organism: Asterias rubens (European starfish)
Lineage: Eukaryota; Metazoa; Echinodermata; Asteroidea; Forcipulatida; Asteriidae
Product: coiled-coil-helix-coiled-coil-helix domain-containing protein 2-like
Exons: 7
Coding region: 104-778 (224 amino acids)
Biological process (GO): mitochondrion organization; DNA-templated transcription initiation
Cellular component (GO): mitochondrion; RNA polymerase complex; nucleus
Molecular function (GO): nucleotide binding
Source: RefSeq, a predicted model, not a curated record